GGGUAUUUAUAAAUAUCCAUGGACAUUUAUAAAUACCCAUGGACAUAUAUAUAUGUCUCACUCUUACAUAGUUUUGACACAAACGGCACCUCAUACAAACGUCAUGAAUAAUUGAAGUUCAAUUAUUGCCUUCCGGGCACUUCCGUAUACUCAUAAAGCUUCGUAAAAGAUGUUCUGGAGAAGACAAGUUAGUUAGAUGAAGGCUAGGCGUUCUAGGACUCUCUAGCUAGCUAGUAUAGCUAUGUAGCUGGAUUGCUUGGCACCUAGGAAGGAUCUUCGAAGAAAUAAAGAGGCAAAGACUCCCGUCGCUCGAAUGGUGGUGGUAAGUGUCAGAGGCCUGAGAAACGCUAGUCUAUUAGCUAGAAUGUUGUUAUGGAGUGUUUAUGAGGACAAGUGGCACGGGAUACGUACAUCUAAAGAAACAAGAGUGGAUCUACGCCAAGCUAGCUAGCUAGAUAGCUGCUCUUUCUAAUCUAUUUCUGUUGCUAAAUUAUGUUUGUUAAGAAGUGGAGCUAUAAUAUACCUGGCUCCUCUUGAUGAUUGUAAGUACUGGGCUGAUGAAAUAGUCCUGUACAAGUUGUCAUCUUUUAUUUGUUAAAAAUAAUUAACAAUAAUACAGAAAUUCCCAGGGUAUUUCCCCUCACGUAGACAGUAAAUUUCAUUAUAAAAAAUGAACGUUCGGUGAGUUUCUUCAACGUCCGCGCUUGACCUGUUUAAAGCUUUGUAGAGACCCAAAUUUUUACAGGUAGGUAGAGGAAGGGUUGAAGUUAGCACCUGUGAAAAAAAAUUUUUUACCCAUGUUUUUCAUUUCUACUAAAUAGCUUAAUUUAAUCAGUGCCGCGUUAAGGGGGUUUUCCUAGGCCCUGUCACAUAUUGUUGAAAAAGAACAAAGUUGCCGUGACGAAAUGUCUCCUGUGUAUUAAACAAAGUCGUAGCCUAGCCAGGAGGGACAAGCAAUGUCUCCUGCAUUAUUGUUGACAAAGUUCUCAUUCUGAUAACAACAAAACAAUGUACACACUAAACAAAACAAAACAAUACAAGCUAACUAAAUAAUAAACAAAACUAUGUACACACUAAAAGCUAACUAUAGUUCAAUCCCUUUCUCAUCUGCCUAAUCAGAGUCUUCACUUUGUCCUGAAUGUUCUGCAAGCUUCUUCCGGAGAAGUUGCCCCUUUUUGGUUUUCUUUCAGGAAAGCCUGUGCUCUGUCAGGUUUGGUAUCCGUGGCUAGGUUUGAUCCGUGGCUAGGUUUGAACCAUUUUCAGUGUCUGUAAAAAACCUCUUUUUUGUAGGUGGUUCUUCCUUGUCAGUCUGGUUGUUGAGCGAGGUAUAGACGUUGUUGCCAGGUGUUGGUACUUUCCUCAACGUCACUGGUUGCUAUUGCCAGGGUGGGUGUAAUCUGCAGAGCAGAGUACUAGUUCAACUCUUAAACCGAUCGAAAGAGUCCCCCAGCUCUGCCGCGAUGUUCCGCAGUGGUAAAUACCAAGUUGGUAUCCUCCCCUUGUGGUGAAUGGUCCAUGAUGAUCUUGUAUACCUUAACAGGCAUCUUGCAGAUCCAUGUGCUGUUGCAGUUUUGUGCCCCCACACCGACACCACUUGAAAUUCAUUCUUGUUCUCCGCAUCACCCAUUGUCAUAUUUACCACUGCGCCCUGGCGCUGGAAAUUGGUGUAAACCAAGUAGCAACCAAGUAGCACAUUAGGAACCUGGGUUAUGGUUGGAUAGAAUAAUAUCCUCAGUCCUUUGCUAAAUACCCUCAGUUGUUUAGUAAAUACGUUUACUAAAUACCCUUAGCUCAGUUGUUUACUAAAUACCCUCAGUCUAAAUCCCUCAGUCUAAAUACCCUCAGUCCUUUGCCCUCAGACAUUUAACAGUUCCUCACAGUUGUUUACUAAAUACCGUCAGUUCUUUGCUAAAUACCCUCAGACAUUUACUAAAUACCCAAUAAGGAAUGUGUCUAGUACAUCCUUGAACUCUUGAAUGGAUAAUUUCUCCAACUCCUACAGGUAGGUCGGCUGGCAAAACUGUUUCAGUUCAACAACCCCAGAUGUGCUUUCGGCGAACAAUCACUUUUUGUCGAUCUUCUGGUAUGACAGCAACAUGACACCUUUCAUUUGAAGUGUCUGAGCACUUCACCCGCGGAAUUGGCUUCCAAAUAAACCUACGAACAUGACGUAAAGGUUAGGGUAAACUGUUCAGCAAUACACAUAAAAUGUAGGUACCUACACUCUGUGUAGUUAAGGCCUGGGUCAGGCACUGAUAAGAUUAAUUUUAUUCAUUACCAACAUUUAAUGUAGAUGGUGUAGAUUAUGUAGUGUUAAUGAGAUUCAUAACCAUUAUUAAUGUUAUUCAUUGCAAUUGAUGUCACGUGUCAAGAAGAAGUCAAGGUACUUGCUUAGCUAGCUGCUGGAAAGAAUCUUUAGCAACAAAUGCGGUGGACUUGCACAAGGUAAGACUAGUUGUUUAGGCCCUCAAAGAUAGAGUAGGUUGUCAUGAUUAUAUUUCUAGCGGGGGAAGUCAAUAUGUGCAAAACUGCCUUAGCUAUACUGGCUUCUUUAGCUCUGACAGCCACUCUAGAGGUAGGCUAUGCUGUGUAUCUCAAGAAUACAGUAACUCCUACUCUUCCCCCGCCGGAUAUUAGUACCUAGCAAUGAUAAGUUCAUCUAGCCUUGUUUUUGAAGCUUGAUCUUAGCAUCUUCGUGGCCGCAUUUGUAGUUAAAAGUGGCAUGACGUCAUCACCAUUUUUGGGGCUAAUUAGCAUAAUUGAAUUAAGCUAAUUAGUUUAUUGGAAAAAGAAAACAUUGAGCUUCAUUUUGGAUCAUUUUGAUGCAGCAUACACUGUAUAUUGCAAAUAAUACAGCAGUAUGAACAUAGUGUUAAAUUUUGGUAUUUACAGCCAGACCCGGGCCUUAACUGCGCAGAGCACAGUUGAAUGCCUGUUGCACUUCCAACGUGAAGUCAUCAUCGUCUGAGUUUAACAGGUCCACGUACACCCUAUCAAAAGACACACCCUAUCAAAAGACAUUAAUUAAGAGCACAAUGAAGGCAUAACCCAAGCAUGCAUGUGCCUAUACACUAAUUUUUGGGACAACCCUGAUACGUACACAUAGAUGAAUUUUGCUUACAUCUGUGGAUCCAGAGAAUGACGUUCAGUCUUGGUGAUCACACAAUCUUGUUGUGCAACUGCAGGCACUAACACAGAAACACAUGCACUAGGAGUAACCGUGACUGGUGUAGUAUUAACAACAAUCGAAACAGGACUCUGGGUACUUGAAACGGUAGUAACUCUUCAAAACUAUGUGAUAGUGAUUCUUACAGACUGCACUAUCCUGUAACCAACAAUUAUACAUGUAGGGUCAAACAACCAUAAAAUAUUACCUUUAAAAUGGAGAAGGAGCGAGACGUACACACACCCACUUGUCUUUAUUCCAUCGCCAUCACAACUAAAAACACCAUCCGGAGCACGAACCCGUCUAUUCACACACUUGAUAAUUGUUCCUUUAUGGAGGAUAAAGGAACAAUAUCCAGAUACAUUCGAUCCUUGGAAAUCGAUAACCACUAGAUUCUUCUGAUAUUCACGUGUCCAUGAUAUUCACGUGUCCAACUUGUAGAUUUUGCCACAUUUGGUCGCCUUUCGUUUACAGCAGCUGGUUCAGAUCUAAGCUGGGUAAUCAACCGGCUAGCUUUGGAAACCAGGUUUGAAGUACUUGCCCCACUGCCACUUGACGUGGCCGUUGCACCUUUGAAAACGUUCUUAGUCUCAGCUUCAAUCUCUGUUUUUCCUACAGAUUUUUUUAAUUACUACUACGUACACAAACUCAGUAUGCUUGCUUACUUUUCGAUUUUUACAAACAUUUCGAGGUGCUGGUCUUCCAUCACGUACAAUUGUUAUAAAAAAGCCGAACAAGUGUUAAUUGAAUUACCGUACUUCUUCUAACAGAGGCCCCCUUCGGAGAUUUCUCCCACAAGGCACCAUAAAAUUCAUUUGCUAUUUCCACUAGGUAUUUAAAAGGCGGCAUCCAUUUAAAAAGGCGGCAUCUUAUUUAGAAGUACAAUACUUUAUGUAUUAUCAUAAUUAUCAGGACUACGUACUACCUGAUUUAUGUAUAAUUAUAAUUAUUUGUAUAUACAAAAUAAUCUAUUAAUAAAUUAUUAUUGUGCAGGUGUGAGGUGUGAGAUACCAGCUACUUGAAGAGCAUCAGCUAAGUCUUUAUCUUCAGCUUCUUCCAUAUUAAGUAACAUAUAGAGCUUACACACAGUACAGAGAGACAGCAAUAGAGACAGACACCCAAAUUGAAGAGCUUAGACACAGUACAGAGAGACAGCAAUAGAAGACACCCAAAUUUAAGACUGUACAGAGAGACAGCAAUAGAAGAUUAAGAUUAAGACACCCAAAUUUAAUAGUACACGCACACGUGGUAUAGUGGAGUGCGCAUGCAUAAAUAAAAACUCUUUGCACGUACAAAAUCUGGAGUAAAUUUUGCACGCGUAAAACAACAGCCUCAAAUUUUGCUCCCGUGAAUAUAGUGAAUUUCUUUUGAGUCAUAUACUGAAUGUUUGCGCGCGCUAUUUUGUACUUAUCGCAAGCGCGAAUUAUGUGUCAACGUUUGGCUUUCCAUACUAUGGCUUUUCCAUACUAGAGUAAGUAAUCAAACCUCGGACUAUACCUAUAUUCGGACGCGUUUUCCAUGGACUCAAAGCAGCUAUCCAGAUUUUAGCCACAUCUACAAGUCACUGGUGCUUGGUACUACCUAGCAGCCAACUCUCAGCCUGUUCCUCACAACGACGCACUGGUCACGAGCUCUCAAAAACGAGUCCGAAAUAACCGAAAUAAUCAAAAUACGGACGAAGGGACACUACUUUAGACUGCGUAGCUUGAGAUAUUUCUAGUUUCUGUGCCUCCUGUACUUCUUCUUAGCUAGAUCUACCAUCAUGCAAAAAAUCAGCAGUGGCAGCUGCACAACAAACUCCAGAAACCAGACUGAAAAUAGCAGCCCCACCCACUAAUUUAGGAUCUCGGACGCAUGUGCAAUGCAUAUAUAGGCAGAUCUACACGUGUUAAUGAGCUAGUCUAUGCGAGAGUCUAUGAGCUAUUAGCCAAAAGUCUAAAAGAAAAACUCUCUACCUGAAGGACAAAAUCAAAGGAGGGGCAGAGAAUCGGUGGAUUUGUUUAUUGUUAGUAAUUAACUAGGUAUGGCUGAAGGCUAUAUUUUAAGAAGUAAGCUUGCAUCACGUCCAUCAACACCAGCAGUUUGACGGUAGAUUUACUCACCAACGACCGCUGUACAAGUCAUGGGUGGAUGACAGUAUGAAAAAAAGCUAUGGAAGCAGUUGUCAAGAAUGGAGCAAGUGUUAGAGAGGCAGCAGUUUGCUUUGGUGUGCCCAAGUCAACUUUGGGGGAUCGAAUCAGUGGCAGAGUUCAACACGGUGAUGUCAGUGGCCCCCUAAAAUACCUCUCAACUGCGGAAGAAAAUGACUUAGCCAAAUUCUUAGCCAAAUUCUUGAUAAAAUGUGCUGGUAUUGGAUAUCCUAAGACAAGAUUAGAAGUUAUAUCUCUUGUCCAAACGAUUAUUGAUUAUAAAGGGAUUCACUCAACUGUUACGGCUGGUUGGUGGCAGAGAUUUAUCAAGCGAAAUGCGAACAUCACUUUAAGGGCCCCUUCUCCACUAUCAAAUGCUCGAGCAUAUGCAACAGAUCCUGAUAUCAUGAACAGGUACUUUGAUCUACUUGAGGAGACUUUGUUACGGUAUGAACUGAAAGAUAAGCCGUGUUUAACAUGGAUGAAACUGGCCUCCCCAUGGAUCCUAAGGCUUCUAAAAGCGUUUACAGAAAAGGAGAAAAAAUCCUUUAGCACGCUCUAGUGGUAAUAAAUCCCAGACGACAGUAGUAGCCUGUGUGAGUGCUGCAGGCUAUUGUAUGCCACCUUUGGUGAUCUUGAAUCGGAAGAGUGUUCCGAGCUGCUAUAAGGAAGGAGAAGUUCCUGGGACCAAAUAUGGCCUGUCACCAAAAGGAAGGAUGGAUUGACCGUGACUUGUUUCACCAGUGGUUUGCUUUUCAUUUUCUUCGAUAUGCUCCUCAAGAACGUCCCUUAUUGCUGCUUCUUGAUGGCCACUCCAGCCACUUUUGCCCGGAAACAGUUCAUCUAGCUGAUGAACAUGAUAUAGUUGUAUUUAUUCUCCCUCCAAACUUAUUCUCCCUCCAAACUCUACCCACCUAUUGCAGCCUUUGGAUAAGGGGACAUUUUCCCCUUUAAAGACUUAUUGGAAACAGGAGUGUCACGAAUUUAUGAGCAAAAAUCCAGGCGAAGUAGUGUCCCGUUUUACCUUUUCCAAAAUUUUGGGAAGAUCAUGGGAAAGAUGUAUGGGAAAGAUGUAUGAGAUUAUCCAAUGUGCAAGCGGGAUUUAAAGUAACCGGUGUGUACCCUUGAUCGUGAAGCAGCUUUCAAGCAAAUUAAUAUGCCUUCUGGUGUUGCCAAAAGUUUUUCUCUGCCGUAUCAACCCAUGUUUAGUCCUGCGCCCAGGAAAAAGAAAGCUGCAGCUAUACAUGUAGAUCUAGUACGUUAUUCAGAAGAUGAUGAUAUCAGCUCUGAAGAAUCGUUCAGUGACGUACGAGCAGUACAUACACCUGUAGGUGGCAGUUUUGAUUAUGAGAGUGCAGCACGAGAACCUGGUUUUGGUGAACAUGCCAAGAUGCCACCCUAUACGUCUAAUGGUGAUACGGAUGACAACAGUUCCAGUGACACUGAUCGUGUGACACCUUUAAUUUACUGCAGCCAAACCAAAAAAAUGCUGAAAACACCCAUCCCACCUCCAAGAAAAGUUGAUCCUUUGAAAGUAAAAUCUUGUGGUAAAAUUCUCACUAGCAGCGAAUGUAUGGCUAUUAUGGAUAAAAAAAAAGAAGAGAAAGAUGAAAAGGAGGCUGAGAGAAAGCGUUUGCAGGCUGAGAGGAAGCAAUUGAAGGCUGAAAACAAGCGUUUGCUGGCUGAAAAACGAGCUUCGAAGCUAUCAGCCAAGAAAUCGGGAAAGAGUGUUUCCACAAAAGUGUCUAAAGCUCAGCAUUCCUUAUGUGUUGAAAACCCACCUGAACCGGUUUUUACUGCUAAAGAACUUGAACUUUUUACCACCAGGUUUGAAAAUGGUUUUGACCUCACGCAUGAUGACCGAUAUAACUUAUGGUUAAAAGAAAAUGGAUCUCCCCAGAAUGCCAGGCAAAAGCGAGUUACGAAGCCUACUUUCAAAGUGAGAGAAAGCAUUGGUCAAGAUUGGAGUGAUGCUGAUGAGUUGUGCCACGUGACGGGGAUAGAUUCAAGUGGCGUAUCUGAUGAAGAGCCAGUCAAGUCCAAGGUACUGUCUGUUGCAGAGCAAAGAAGGAACGCUGGAGUGAGGGCAACUAGAGCUAACCCAUCUGGAAGCAGUGUUGGAUUGAGAGCUACUAAAUCUACUAGAGCUAACCCGUCAGUGCUCGAGGACAAUUCUUUUUGUUCUGCUACUGAUUGCUCUGUACAAAAGAGCGGGAUAGAGUUCCCUGUGUGGAUCAGUUGUGAUGUGUGCUCCAGGUGGUAUCAUCUUUACUGUAUAGGACUGAAGAAAACCAAGAAACAGUUUACUUGUGUACAAUGUAUAUAA
Halichondria panicea is the source of this 7621-nucleotide messenger RNA. RefSeq lists its product as uncharacterized. The record is from RefSeq and is a predicted model, not a curated record. Bases 6452 to 7621 code for a protein of 389 amino acids. Lineage: Eukaryota; Metazoa; Porifera; Demospongiae; Suberitida; Halichondriidae. The transcript has 10 exons.